AUGAGUACCUCGUGGAUAAGCUUCCUGUAUAAACACAUAACAGGAGAAGAAGAAAAUGAACGAGCAUCCAGCUCAUUGGAUGUCCUUUCUAAAGCUAAUAUAUGGAUUAAAGAUCUCCCGACCAAUAACUUAGAGCCGCUUGAGGAAUCUUUUGGAGCACGCAGAAUGAAGAUGAAGGGAAAGAAGGAGAUGGAACUGCAAUUGGGGAAAAAGAUGACAGUCCUCGAACAACAAUACCUAGACAGAGAGAAAGAACUUAUAAAGAAGAACUCUGCUUUGGAAAAUGAACUGAGAGAAUCACGAGAGAAAAUGAACGAUCUUCGUAUCCAGCAAGAAAAGGACAACGAUGCCCUUAAGACUGAAAUUAAAGACUUGAAGGAGACUCUGGUUAUAAGGGAACAGAGACAUAAAAAACAAAAAGAACUUUUGAAAAAAAAGGAAACUAAUGCUCAGACUGAACUGAACAAAGCUCGGGCGGUCAUUUCAAAUCUUUCUGAAGGGAUGAUGGCCCGUGAAGCGACUCUCUCUGUAUCAAAGGAGACAAUCAGUGAGAAAGAAGAAAAAAUCAAACAGCUUACGUCUCAGAAAGAGACUUAUAAAAAUGUUGUAAAAACUAUGACCGCUGACAUUCGACAUUACAACAAGCAACUGCAGAGAGCUACAGAUGAUGUUGACAAAAUCAGAGAAAAACUGGAGUUUUGUCGAGCCGAUAACUCUCAACUGGUUAGACAAAACAAUUUCCUUCAGAACCAGGUCGAAGAAUUGAAGGAAAAUCUGAAAAAAACAAGUGAUGACAAUCAGAAACAGAUGAUUGAGAUGGAAACAACGGUGGUGAAUGCCGAAACAAAGCUGAAGGAAUUGUCAGAAGUUAACUCUAAGUUAGUGAAACAGAUCAGUUUCCUUCAGAAUGAGGACAAACAGAUGCAGUUUGAUCUUCACGAAAACAGAAAUAGGGAGAGGCUUGAAGAAAAACUUGAAAUGAUUAACCAAUUGAACCGUGAUCUGAACAAAACAUAUACUGAGGCGACCGUAGAAAUACUAGCUGGUGUCUAUGACGACCUACAACUUACACAGCUCGAUGUGUCAAGCUGGGCUUAUUUUCUCCCAGAACAGAAAAAUCCUUUGCUCAUAAAGGAGACUAAAGGCGAUGAAGCAAACGAAAAGAAGACAGAAAAAGUCAAAGAGUACAGCGAGCCUCGCCCGUCAAUGUUAUCAUCUGCAACCAGCGAUUCAAUGAAAGAAACUUUGGUGCCAGACACCUGUCUGAGAAAAAGACAUAGGUGUGGUCAAAAUAAGGGAUUCUCCUGCAAAAGCAAAACAGCUGAUCUUUUGACCAUGCCUACUGCAGGUGGCCCCAUCAAGCUGCACCAAGCACCCCUUUCUCCCGUGUUUACAUCAUUAUCGACAUCUGAUGUAGGCAGAGUAAAAAAGGAUGACGACUGGCUGGAUAGGAACCAAGAAAACUUUGUACCUUUCUCUCAAAAGGAAUUACAACAGCUGGCAACAACGAAUUCUGCCCUUAAACAGCAGGUUAACCAGCUACUAGAAGAGCUAGUCCGUGAAAAGGGCGCUGCGAGGAGAAACUAUUUCAAAAGAUCAGAAUUGAUGCACGACCUCAACGUAAUAGUUACUAAGAAGCAAGCUGAAUGGACGACAGCGAUAUUAACUGGUGGCUUUGAUUACGAUUCUGAUCGAGCUCUGAAUGAAAGACAUUCAGAAGGAAAAGAUGAAAAAUAUUUUGCAAAGAAAGGAAACUCAUCCUUCGAGGUGGCCAAAGAAGAAUGCCCUCUUCAGGAUGAUGAAAAGCCAGAUGAUUUUCAGGAAAAGUCGGAUCGUGAGUCCUCUGAGAAGAAAAAGCUUAAGUCCCCGACUGAGAAAGGGAAGACAUCUUCCGAGGCGGAAAAAGCCGGUGCCUGUCGAUUAGCAGAAGAGGGCAACUCAUCCUCAGAAGCAGCAAAAGGGAACACUGCUAUAACUACACCAGCUACUGCAUAUGAAGUGAACAACGACGACUGGCUUUCCCAGAACCAAGGGAACUCCAACCCCCCCUGGAAAACCGAAGGUCAAGGAUUCUUUGGCAACAUGUUUUGGGGAUUGUAUUAUCACGCUUCCUCAAACCUAUAGGUUUCCUUGCUCCAGGACCAUCCUUGCAAUUAUCAGUUGUAACUUAGUAUUGUAAAAAUGUCGAGAAACGAUUGAGUUUAAAUAUAGUAACAUAAGUAGCUACUAUGUAG
This is a messenger RNA of Stylophora pistillata, 2234 nucleotides long. RefSeq lists its product as uncharacterized. The record is from RefSeq and is a predicted model, not a curated record. Lineage: Eukaryota; Metazoa; Cnidaria; Anthozoa; Scleractinia; Pocilloporidae.